This is a messenger RNA of Tachysurus vachellii, 3166 nucleotides long. It is a transcript of the gene trappc14, whose product is annotated as trafficking protein particle complex subunit 14. The coding region runs from base 253 to 2007 and encodes 584 amino acids. The record is from RefSeq and is a predicted model, not a curated record. Gene Ontology annotation, cellular component: TRAPPII protein complex. Gene Ontology annotation, biological process: cilium assembly. Gene Ontology annotation, molecular function: alpha-tubulin binding. The transcript has 10 exons. NCBI's taxonomy places the organism in Eukaryota, Metazoa, Chordata, Actinopteri, Siluriformes, Bagridae.
UUAAAAGGCCUGCAGGCUGGUUUGAAUGCACCUCAGGAGCUGACAGAGCAACGACAUGGCACAUAAUAUGAUGCAUAUUAAUUGUAUUUAUCGCUGAUCGUUGUAAUGUAAUUUAUACGCGAGACGAAUCGGGGUGAUUAGAGGAUUUGUGUGUGAGGAGAGAUGUUUUCCUUCUGCUAGUUAAACAGGCUUCCGGAUCUAUUAGCCUAGCUUGCUAGCAUUCUGGUUUGCGGUGAUAAUAAAACCCCAGUCAUGGUUUUAAUGAUGGAAUCGCAGUGCGAGUAUUUUAUGUAUUUCCCCGCCGUUCCCAUUUCGGACCUGUCAGACCCGGCCCGGUACCGCACCCUCCCGCGCCGCAGCCAUCUGUAUCUGGGGGAGACGGUGCGGUUCCUGCUGGUUCUGCGCGCGCAGAGCGGUUCGGGCUCCGUGUGCAGUGAGGAACGCACGAGCCGCGGCUGGCGGGAACUGGCCGCGUGUCUGCGCGCGCUCGCCAGCGUCUGUCCGGGUGAAAGCAGGGCGCGAGGGAGGGAGCAUUCCGGAGAAGAUGGAGCCGAUGAGGAGAGUGAUGAAGAUGAUGGAGCGACGAGCUGCUCAGGCAGAGGAGCCACAACAUACCGGGGAUUCAGGGAGUGCAAGCCGCUUCUAAUCCACAACAACCCCGGUAACGGCGCAAGGGAAUUUCGCCGAGCUCCUGUGCAGUCUCCUGUGGACGAGCCAGUGGUUCUGAAUGAUGAAGUCAUCUUCCCCCUAACUGUGUCCUUGGAUAAACUCCCUGUCAACACACUCAAAGUGAAGAUCAUAGUGACUGUAUGGAAGCAGGAGGAGGAGAAGUCUGAGAUCCAGGAACAUGGCUACCUCAGCGUUCUUCAGCAGAAGAGCCCUUGCCAAACUUUCCGCCAGGACCUCAAUACUUUUAAAGCGCAAGUCAGCACCACUCUAAACGUCCUUCCUCCACCCACAGUGAAGUGUCAGCAGAUGACUGUGUCUGGGAAACACUUAACUGUACUUAAAGUGUUAAACGGAAGCUCUCAGGAGGAAGUGUGUAUACAUGAUGUCCGAAUCCUGCCCAACUUCAAUGCCUCUUAUUUACCCAUGAUGCCUGAUGGCUCCGUGCUGCUGGUCGACAAUGUGUGCCAUCAGUCAGGCGAGGUUGCCAUGGCGUCCUUCUACAGGAUGGACAGUGAGUCUAGUCACCUUCCAAGCAUGCUCAGUGCACUGGAGCAGCAGAACUUCCUGUUUCAACUACAGCUUAGUGACCAGACGCAAGAUGAUUCUAAUGAGGGUCUUGAGGUGCCUCUGAUAGCAGUCCUCCAGUGGUCCACUCCCAAGCUGCCAUUCACCAGCUCUAUCUACACACACUAUAGUGUGCCUAGCAUCAGACUGGACCGGCCUCACUUCAUCAUGACCGCGAGCUGCCCCAGUGCUGUAAGGGCUCAUGAGCACUUCAGAGUGCGCUACACACUCCUCAACAACCUGCAGGACUUCCUGGCUGUACGGCUCGUCUGGACACCAGAGGGCCGUGGGCAGAAGGAAGACCCGGCAGUAAAUGCAGUAGUGUGUCAUUCUCCUCUAAGUAACCUUGGUUACUGUCGAAAAGGCAGCACACUCUCUGUGUCCGUGGCCUUCCAAAUCCUCAAAGCUGGCCUCUUUGAGCUGAGUCAGCACAUGAAACUAAAGCUGCAGUUUACAGCAUCAGUGUCAAACCCCCCCCCUGAAGCCCGUCCUCUCUCGCGUAAGAACAGUCCAUCCAGUCCUGCUGUUCGAGACAUACUUGACAGACACCAGGCCAGCUUAAGUCUGGGACGCUCACAGUCUUUCUCCCACCAGCAGCCCUCCAAAUCCCACCUCACCAGGACAGGCAGUGUUAUGGAACGACGUGCAAUCACUCCUCCUGUCGGCUCUCCUGUCGGUCGGCCACUCUACCUCCCCCCGGAGCGGAGCGUUUUAUCACUUGACAAAAUCGCCAAACGAGAGUGCAAAGUGCUGGUGCUGGAGUCACACAGCUAAAUGUACAAACACACACACACACACACACACACACAUGCAUCACUUUGAAGAGUAGGAAGAGUCACACUGGAAUUAAAUUUUAGUUCUUAGUUAGUUGUUAAUUAUCCAACUUGAACUGAUUUGUUCUGGAAAAUUGAAAACGUGGAAUGUUUAAGGUUCACUGUAAUGUAGCAGACAGAGUGUCUAUUAGUUUUAGUAGUGUUCAAGUGAGAGGUGGGUUUUUCCUUGUUUCUACACCUUCAUUGUUUACAUGCACAGCAUUAAGGCUCCACAUCUCCUUUCAGAUCAGGCACCAAGUAUGCUACUGAUUUAUUUCUGUUUGACUGAAUUCUAAAAGGCAAAAAUUUGUGAAGUAAUUCAGUCACUUUAAGGCCUUGUUUUAAAUUUGGCCCUUGUAUUAAUUCAGGGUAAUGUGUAAAGACAUGUCUGAGGAAACAAAUGGGGUCACGAAAUUGGAAUUAAGUAGAAGUCUGAAACCUGCCUGAGUGUUUGUUUUUAACAUUUAUGAUUCAGUCUUUCAUGACAGUUCUGUAUUACAUUAUGCUGUUCCACUGACCAGCACCAGUGAAUACAUCCUUUUUUUUAUUUUGUAAGAUUAUUACUGAAUGUAAAUGUAUUUAUUUAUUUUAUGGUCUUGAUACCUACAUCCAUUCCUUUGCUCCAGCACAAUCUUAUGUGUUUCUUUAUUUUAAUUUGUUUUUUUUUUUUAUUAUUUUAUUAUUUAUGAGCCUUUAGAUUGAUUGUUUUUAUAUUGAUAGCUGAUAUAAACUGCUACUAUGUAUCAUAGUACAUUUCAGUCUUAAGUGUUUUGGGGAAAUUGAAGCGCAAACUACUGACGCAGUGCAUCAUCAGUUUUUGACUCGUUGGCUAAUUACGAUCAUGAUGGUUAAAAACUGAAAAUCAAAAUAAUAUGCAAUCACAAGACAGAAACGACAGUGCUGUAGUGUAGCCUAGUCUUAGAUAUUAGCAACAUUAACACAUAUAACAGCUUGAUUCUCUAAUACUUGAUUGUUAUUCAUUUAAAAGAAUGUUGUUUCCUGAUCUCAGCCAUAUGCAGCUUAAGGUUUCCUCCUUUUGACAUAGUUCUCUCUCUCUCUCACACACACACACACACACACACACACACACACACACACACACACACACACACACACACACA